This is a messenger RNA of Heterobilharzia americana, 2586 nucleotides long. NCBI's taxonomy places the organism in Eukaryota, Metazoa, Platyhelminthes, Trematoda, Strigeidida, Schistosomatidae. The record is from the annotation of a GenBank genome assembly.
GUUUCAACGCCAUUAAAAUUCAGAAGUUUCGCUCAGUAAGUAUCAUAGUCAUUUUAAUGUUCCAUAAACAAUGACUUUUAAUCCUUCCACUGAACAGCUGAUAAAUUUAUCUCAUCAUCAUAAUUCACAUAACGAGAAUCAUAAUUUCCGUAUUAAUUCGGUGCUUGGAUUACCUAAUUUGCUUGGUCUACAGUCAAAUAAUUCUCCGAUAUCUCAUCCAAAUCACCAUAAUUCCUACACAGAUUCACAAUCUAAUUUAUCAGCGAUGAAUACAGCAACAGAAAAUCUAUAUGGACAACGAAGUCAUCAGUCAAUGAAAUUUCCAUUGCCUCCAUGGUUAACAACUCCUGUAUGGGAAAGAAAACAUUGUCCAGAUAUGGUAUCCGACUUUGGAUCACUCCCUAACGGAAUUGAUAAUCUGGUAGGCGUGAACAAAAACCAAUAUAGCAUGUCCGCAUUAUCAUCUGAUAUUACUUUUAAAUCGGAUCAUAUUCGUUCUGCUUAUAAAUCUCCUUCUAACACAAGUGCUUUGACUGAAUCCACGAUUGCAUCAGUAGUAAGUGUGCCAAAUAACACAACAUUAGUAUCAUCAACCACAAUAGGAGAAACAACUCCCAGAUCGAAUUCUCUAUUAUCCUCUGACCGCUUUCUAACAUCACAUUUAAAGAAACAAAACAAUGAAAGUGUAAGUGAUGAUCACUUGACAAGUACAUGUUUAAGUCAUUCUUUUCAUGACAUUUCAUCAGCAAUCACCACUACUGCUAACAGUAAUAUCACUUUCACCAAUACAUCUACUGCACCAAGCGUUACUUCCACUCCUACUCCCACUACUACUAUUACUACAUCUCCUAGUAUGAGUGAUUUUCAAAGUAUGAAAAUGAAUUAUUCUCGAUCAGCUAUGGCUAUGGCAGCGAUGGCUGCAGCUGCACUGGCUACAACUAACUUCAAAAUACCAUCAGCAACAUCUUCGUAUAAUCAAACACCUAGUGAAUUGAAUAUCGGUAAUGCUAAUAGCAUUAUUGACAAUAAUAGUAGUAAUAAUAUACCAGAUAUUAGUUCACUUGUGAGUGCCAUAGCUGCAGCAGCUUCUGCGAUGGGAUCACAUAUAUUAUUCAAUCAUAACAAUGACAAUAAUCACCAUAAUAUCUCUCCUACUACGAAUACUACUAUUACAAAUGACAGUAAGAUUGUCAAUGACUGGAAAGCAGACUCAUCACAAGUGUUAAACGAACAAGGGAUGUAUGAAAGCAGAAAUACAUCGACAUCAUCAUUACUGACUGACUCUAGACCAUGCCCAUCUUCAUUAAUGUUACAAACAAAUUUUGAUGCUCAACUAGGAGUGGGUUCAUCAAAUUUAUCAUCACCAGAAUCAAGUGGGAUCAGACCAGAAGUUGAACUAGUCGACAAACCACUAUGGGACAAAUUUCAUUGUCAUGGUACUGAAAUGGUGAUUACUAAAAGUGGAAGACGGAUGUUUCCACCCUUCAAGGUGAAAAUCAAUGGUUUAGAAAAACGCGCCAAAUAUAUUGUUUUAAUGGAUAUCGUAGCAUUGGAUGACUGUCGAUAUAAAUUUCAAAAUAAUCUAUGGACAGUUGCAGGUAAAGCUGAUCCUGAAAUGCCAAAACGAAUGUAUAUUCAUCCGGACUCUCCAUCAACUGGUGAACAAUGGAUGCAAAAAAUUAUCUCAUUUCACAAACUAAAGUUGACCAAUAAUAUUUCUGAUAAACAUGGUUAUGUAAGUUUGGCGAUUUAAUUAUCCCACAUAUUUCGGUCAUUUAAGUAAUAUAUAUUAUAUCUUUUGUAAAUCUGGUGGCAAAUAUGGAGUACUUUACAUCUAAGUAACGUUAAUCCUAUCAUUUGUUGAUACAUUCAUCCCAAAGCGGACGAAAACCGCAUUCUCGAUCCCACUGCUAGCCACAUCCAAGUCAAUUAUGAUGUGAAUCUUUUACAGAUUAAUUUGUAAAUUCAUUUUUAAGAUAGUCUGCUUUCACUUAACUUCUACUACUUUUGUGUUGACUAAGAAGUCGAUAGAUUUUAAUUCAAACUGAUGCAUUACCAAAUCACCAUUCAGGUUUAUGUCAUAACUUGUUACUUCCUUUUGUUGAACAGUUUGGAACUACACAUUGAUUGGUUACUAAAGGGUAACCAUGUUGUAUAGUCCCAAGUGCUGACCAAAUUCUAUCGAUCAUUUUGUAUGUACUCACCAGACCAAGUGGCUCACCACCGCGAAGCACCUUGAUAGAUGUUAGUUAGUUGGAGGCAAUCGUCAGGAAACCCCGGGACCUAUGUAUCGUGUUUUUUGACACUCAUCAGCAAGGCGUAUCUGUAACCUCUAUGGAACUAAUAUCCUACCUAGGAUGCGGACCUGGGUCACCCAGAACUGGAAUCAGAGAUGUUACUGUCUAGCUAUUCGGGCCACGACUGAUCUCCUGUGCCACUGAAUCAGGCACAAUGAUUGAUCACUGGAGGCCAAUCAACUUUAUGCUGCCUAGUCCUAAGUGCUGAAUGGAAUUAUCAGCUAUUUUAAAGCAUGCUCAUAGUAACACAUUUGUUAAUGGUGGCCGGUAAAUAAGAUCUAAACCAUUC